AUGGCGACAUACUACAACAACCACCACAACAACUACUACUCCUCCUACUCCUACUACUGGGAGUGCCUCUCCAGCUUCUCCAUGCCGCUCCACCUCUUCUUCUUCAUCGCCAUCCUCUUCUUCGUCCUGGGCUUCUCCUGGUACAUCAACUACGAGUCCGCUUUCGAGGACCUGAUGAACCAACUCAAGCUUUUCCUCAUCCUCUCCCCGCUCCUCUUGCUGCUCCUCGUCCACUGCCUCUCCGCCGGCGGUGGUGGUGGCGGGGGUUUCUCUCUGUACAUCCCGUUGCCGGAGAGGGACUCCCUCCACCGCGCCGGCGGGUCACCGUGGGGAGUUGCGCUGCUGCUCGUCUUCCUUUUGUAUAUGAUCUCUUACCAGUCUUCCCUCCAAGAACGAUGGUUCCCUCUGCUUGCCAGAUGA
This is a messenger RNA of Linum tenue, 420 nucleotides long. Lineage: Eukaryota; Viridiplantae; Streptophyta; Magnoliopsida; Malpighiales; Linaceae. The record is from the annotation of a GenBank genome assembly.